UUCCAUACAGCAGUACUCACAAGGAUUUCCCCCCAUCACUCUUACGUCAUGGUUGAGCAGUUCUCAGGAACCUGGAAACUCAUCUCUAGUGAAAAUUUUGAUGAAUAUAUGAAAGAACUGGGAGUAGGUUUUGCCCAAAGGAAACUGGGCAGCCUAGCCAAACCCACCAUGACCAUCACCACAGACAAAGAUGUAGCCACCAUCAGAACAGAGACGGUCUUUAAAGUUGCUGAGAUUUCCUUCAAGCUAGACCAAGAGUUUGAGGAAAUAACAAUGGAUAACAGGCGUGCCAAGAGCGUUAUAACAAGAGAGAAUGGUACUUUGAUUCAAGUGCAGAAGUGGAAUGGCAAUGAGACUAUCAUCAAACGAAAAAUAGCAAAUGGAACUAUGGUGUUGGAAUAUAUCAUGAAUGACAUCAUUUGUACCAGAGUCUAUGGAAGAGUGUGAAGACAUUAUCUUUCCAUUUCAGCUUGUUUUUCCUACGGCAUAUUAGUUUAGCGUUACAAAAAUGAGCACAGUGCUUAUGUGGAACUGAAAUAAAUAAUUUCAAGGAAUUGGCUUAAA
This is a messenger RNA of Podarcis raffonei (Aeolian wall lizard), 564 nucleotides long. Its product is annotated as myelin P2 protein-like. Gene Ontology annotation, biological process: fatty acid transport. Gene Ontology annotation, molecular function: fatty acid binding. The coding region runs from base 49 to 447 and encodes 132 amino acids. Lineage: Eukaryota; Metazoa; Chordata; Lepidosauria; Squamata; Lacertidae. The transcript has 4 exons. Gene Ontology annotation, cellular component: nucleus; cytosol. The record is from RefSeq and is a predicted model, not a curated record.